Molecule: messenger RNA, 1419 nt
Organism: Fusarium vanettenii 77-13-4
Lineage: Eukaryota; Fungi; Ascomycota; Sordariomycetes; Hypocreales; Nectriaceae
Exons: 2
Coding region: 1-1419 (472 amino acids)
Source: RefSeq, a predicted model, not a curated record
AUGACGCACGAAUCAGAGAAAGACACAGGCUCGCAGAGCCGAACACCUCCUUCGCCGGAUCCCACUCGGCAGAGGCACUCCCCUAUAAUCUUUGGCGGGCCGAUGGUUUCUGCGCCAGGUGCUGAUGUCAGACCCAGACCAGCUUGGGUGUCUGGGUCCCCUUUUCCCCUUGCAACCCCCUUUCGACCCAGAACCACGGAUACCCCCUAUCCUUCUGUUGGGAGUGCAUGGAGGUAUGGUCAAACGCUUCGAAGCGAAGAUGAUGUCUCUGGCGAGACGGAAGAUGAACGCACAAUCUCGCGACUGCGACUCGAUGUUGAAUACGAGAGGGCUCGCAGGAUGCAGUGCGAGACGCGAUUGCAGGAACAACAUCGGAGGCUCGCAAGACAAAGAGACCUGUAUGAGGGCUAUCUAGACCGUCUUCUGAAGGAGCAGAGCGCAAAUCUCAGGAUACAAUUCGACUCGAACCAAAGAAAGCUCAAGCAUGAGCUUGAGGAGAAAGAAAAGGAGGUGACUGAGCGUACCAGAAUGUGGAAAAAGGCUGCCACGGAGCUCAACAAACUCCGAGCCACGGCGCAAGGCUUCUACCAGAUCACGGACGAGUAUCUGAUUGGACUCAUCGUUAGGCUUAGGUACUCGAUCCGCAACUUUUCCUUCCAGUACUUUGAGGGCACGUCACCACCAAAGAUCAGUAUCUUUGCAAAACUACCAAACUACCUGAACCAUGCCAGAGCGAUCAUGCCAGGCAAGGAAGCAGAGAUUUAUGCUGGAGUGCACUCAAAGAAAAACUAUCAGAUCAUCCAAGCUCUCACCUGGAGAGUCCUUGUCGCAGAGGUCUUUAACAAAUUUACAUGGGUUGGCGGCAAGACGAGCGAGAGUUUCAAACAUCUCCACACCAAGUUGGACCCUGCAUGGAACAGCGACUCCCGCGGGAUUGAGAGACCAGAACCCGAAGCAGAGCGAAAGUUCCAGACCUGGAGCGCAACCACGAUAGGACUCCUCCUAGACGCUCAGGGCCCAGAGGAGCAGUCUCAGAUCGAGAAAUGGCAGAAAAAGGAGGUAAGCCGUAUCGUUGGCUGCCUACUCAACACUUUCGACACCAUAGCCGGAUCUCGAGAAGAUUUGGCAGAUGAACUCUCCAGCAUCAUCGGUGAAGCGUUUGUGCUGGGCAAGGAGAUCAGCAGGCAAAUUGCGCGCAUCGCUUGGACACUUGAUCUCGAGAAGGAACAGGAAGCUCAGAUGUUUGACGCAGAGACCAUGGAACUGGAGACAGGGGAUCUUGUAAAGAAGCCACGAGUGGUGAACUGGGUUGUUGCUCCAGGGGUGAUUAAAAGGGGCAAGUCAACGGGUGAGGGGUUCCGACAUGAGGAGAUGCUUCUUAAGAGAAUAGUUAGCUGUGACGAGGACGCCAGGACAUAG